UACAGUUAGUACUUGUACAUGAUAUUAGAUGUCUUGUACGUGAGGACCAUAUUCUCUAGAGUUAGCUGUUCAGCUUAAUCGGCUCUCUCCUAAGUUUAAUCGAUGAAAUUUGAAUAUAUAAAUUUUAAGUUCGAUUUGAACACCUCUACAAUGGAAAGAGUAGGUGUCCAUAAAUGGUGAGGAAAGGAAAAUGGAGGUGUUCCCGGAUCUGCAAAGAGGGUACACAUUGCCUCGCUGUCUAGCAUGUGAAGGGUUUUAGUGACUUUCCCUUGUCUCUCUCUCUUUCUUUCUUAUUUUCACAUUACAUGUACCUCCUUGAAUGGUAGAGGAACACACCAAGUAGCACUUUGAUUUUACAAAAAAAAAAAUUAGUAGUUCAUAGAAUGAGAUUAUCUUGAAAAUUGAUGAUUUAAGGUAUCUUCACUAUGCGAAUUCAUUAAGGUUUUAGAGUAGAGUCAAAAGACAAAAUCCAGACUGAAAACAAUACCAAAAUGGUGAGAGUAUGGGGGCACAAAACUAGUGUAUGAUUUGGAGUCUUAAUAUUUUUCUCUAUGGUCAUUGUCAAUCCCUUACUUUCUAUCCCUAAUAUGGGGCACAUACACACUUAUAACCUCACCCUGUCACUCUCAACUGAGUUACCAUCACACUUUGUCUUGUUGAUAUAAAAAGGACCCAAUUGCCAUGCACAAGAGGGAAAAACACAUUGAGUUGUAGGAGGGUUUUCUUGUAAGGAAAAAAAAAAAUCAUAUGGAUGACUAUGGGUUGUUUGCCACAGAAUGUAAUAGUGGUUAUGAAUCUGGUUGGACUAAUUACUUAGACCACUCUAUUCUGUCUGCAAAUCCUUCAAGCAAUGAUUUCAAAGAUAGCAAUGAUAGAGGUAAUAAAGAAGAGGUCGUUGAAGAAGAAGAAGAAGAAGACCUUUCCAUGAUUUCUGAUGCAUCUUCUGGACCUCCACCACAUUUCUUCUAUGAAAUUAAUGGCUGCUUCAAUGAUGAUGAUGAUCAUGAUGAUGACCAGUAUCAUUAUCCCUUACCCCAAGUUGCUGCAUUGGAUAAAAAUGGUGCUAAACAACAAGUACCGCCUUCUUGUCUUGAUGAUACUGCCACCAGCUCUCCUCUUAUAAAUUUCUUCAAGACCUAUGAUGAAGUUUCAAUGGAGAGUAUAUUUGAUUAUCCCCUACAGGGAUUAUCUGCAACACACUUAAUGGGAGGGUCUACAUUCCGUGACCACUGUGGUUUUUAUCAGUAUUCUCCAUAUGGAAACCAGCUACAAACUAACCACUGGUUCUAAGGAAAAUGAUCAAUGGAGUUGAACUCUUUAUAUCAAAUGUCAGAUCUCAAGGGAGAUAUUGUUCCUUUUAUUCUUCAUUUUUAUUUGGAUUUGCCUUUGUAUCAGCCAUUGCAAUGGAAAAACCAACCUUAGAGCAACAUUUGGAAAAUAAAUUUCUUCUUCUUUUUUUUACUCAUCUUGUCCUGAUCAUUGUGGGUUAAGCCUCAAGUUUUGUUUCCUUGUAAUAAAAAAAAGUUAAAUUCUACUAUUAGUCCAUGUACUUUACGAAUGUUGUUGAUUUAGUCUUUGUAUUUUAAUUUGAUCAAUUUUAAUUCUUGUCCUUUUCGAA
This is a messenger RNA of Gossypium arboreum, 1618 nucleotides long. Its product is annotated as protein SOB FIVE-LIKE 5. The transcript has 4 exons. NCBI's taxonomy places the organism in Eukaryota, Viridiplantae, Streptophyta, Magnoliopsida, Malvales, Malvaceae. Gene Ontology annotation, biological process: cytokinin biosynthetic process. The record is from RefSeq and is a predicted model, not a curated record. The coding region runs from base 748 to 1290 and encodes 180 amino acids.